This is a messenger RNA of Micropterus salmoides (largemouth bass), 1032 nucleotides long. RefSeq names its product mitochondrial ribosomal protein S18A (gene mrps18a). The coding region runs from base 33 to 659 and encodes 208 amino acids. The record is from RefSeq and is a predicted model, not a curated record. NCBI's taxonomy places the organism in Eukaryota, Metazoa, Chordata, Actinopteri, Centrarchiformes, Centrarchidae. The transcript is spliced from 6 exons. Gene Ontology annotation, biological process: mitochondrial translation. Gene Ontology annotation, cellular component: ribosome; mitochondrial small ribosomal subunit. Gene Ontology annotation, molecular function: structural constituent of ribosome; small ribosomal subunit rRNA binding.
GAAGAGACGAAGGAGAAGGUCAAGAAUUAAAAAUGGCAGCCCGCAGUAUGUUGAGGUCCGUGUGGACCUCAUUUGCGGGCUUAAAAUUAGGUGCCACGGGUACCAACGUGAAGUUUCAACAGACGAUACAUGUUCCCCAGCUACAGACGUUAACAAUUCAGAGCCGAGGGAUCCGCAAAGUGGUGGAGAAGCAAAUGGAGAACACGACAAUGAUUGAGGGAGAAAUACUGGACGUUCCAGCAGGACCCCAGCCUCCAAACCCCACAGCCAAGUGUCCUAUCUACAGAUGGAACCUGCAGCACAAAUACAACUACACGGAUGUUUUGUUGCUCAGUCAGUUCAUCAGGUCAGAUGGGGGGUUGUUGCCCAGGAGGAUCACAGGUCUCUGUCCAGAGGAACAUCGUAAGAUUGCCAUCUGUGUGCAGAUGGCCCACAGAGCAGGUCUGCUGCCUGACCACAAACCCAAACUUCCUGAGGGCCACGUCCCAAAGAGGCCCAAGCCACAACUUAACAGAUACCUGACCCGCUGGUCCACUGACUCUGUGAAACCCAUCUAUAAAACUGGACUGAAGUGGUGUAAGAAGCGCAUGUCUGUUGGCCACCCAGCACUCAAGGACAAUGUGCGUUACGGCGUCAAACCCCUUUACAUAAAACACUGAGGGGCAGAAAGCCUGACGAAUUGGUGCAGCAACUGGACGUUAGUGGGUGGGCCCUUUUUCAUGCAAGGAUGCAGUUCUAAGUGGAUUUACUUUUGUCAUACUGCCCUGGAAAUGGGUCUAAAAGCUUCAUCCAUCUGUAUUUAUUCUACAUUUUGUUUAUUAAGCUGUGUCAUGCUUCUUAAAGAAUCAUGCUCAGCCCCACCCAGGACCAUCUUUUCUGUCUCUGUUGGUUUUCAAAAAGCCUUGAAGUGAACUCUCUUGACAACUUAAUGUGAUCAUCAACUGGUUCUGUGUUACACUUUCAAAGUAGGUGGUAUGUUGACUGUGUAUACUCAAGGCAACACAGAUGUGCAAAUAAAAUGCUCUCAACAUG